AUGAAAUCCCAUGUAGCACCCGCGCUCCUCGCGCUGCUGGCGACGACGGCAUUGGCAGACGUGCUUCGGAUACCAGUCUCCAGGAAUUCACCGGGCACCGUCACAACACGAAAUCCCCAUCUUUCCAAAAGGGCCUCUUUCGCCGAGUCCCUGGUCAACAAUAUCACAGGCGGCGGAUACUAUGCCAGCGUUUCUGUUGGUACCCCGGGCCAAGACAUUGAUAUGGUCUUGGACACAGGGAGUAGCGACGCCUUUAUAAUAGCCAGCGACGCAGACCUGUGCGUGAGCCCGAGGUUACAGCUACAGGAUCAGACGUCGUGUGGGCAGACAUUCGAUCCAUCCCAAAGUUCCACAUACGAGGUCCUCAUACCUGGUGGCUUUCAAAUACAGUACUUGGACGGCAGCACUGCAUCAGGAGACUACAUCGCCGAUCACUUCGAGAUUGGCGACACAGUCAUUGAAGCAUUACAGAUGGGCCUUGCCAACGAAACAGCUUCAGGCACGGGAGUUCUUGGAAUCGGUUUCACUGCUAAUGAGGCGGCGGAGGUCGCUUAUCCAAAUCUCGUGGACGAAAUGGUGGAGCAGGGCCUCAUCCCCACCAAGGCAUACUCUCUCUACUUGAACGACUACCAGUCAUCCACCGGUAACAUCCUGUUUGGUGGUGUGGACACGGAGAAGUUUAUAGGCAGCCUGACCGUCAUACCCAUCCUGCCGGACGCACAAACCGAGAACUAUACCAGUUUCUCGGUAAACAUGACCGCGGUCUCCUUUGCCUUCCCCAACGGGACGACAUACAACGCGACCUUGCAGGACAACGGCCUCAAUGCGGUUCUGGACUCCGGGACUACACUCUCAUACUUCCCUGACGACCUCGCGGCGCCGUUCUUCAAGGCCCUUGGUGCCUACACAUACAGCUCCCUUGGCUCUACCGGCCUCACCAUGGUCGAGUGCAGCCUCCUCGACUCGGGGCUGAACCUCACGUUCCGCUUCAACGACUCGGUCUCAAUCACGGUGCCGGCCGACGAGCUCGUGAUCGACGCCUUCGGGGACUACCGCGGCGCGAUCCCGGCCUCAAUCCCGCUGGAGAGCCCCUGCCUCUUCGGGAUCCAGAACUCGGGCGACUCGCUGCCAAGCGAGAACGCGCGGCAGAUCGACUUUGCGCUGCUGGGAGACACGUUCCUGCGCAGCGCGUACGUCGUGUACGACCUCGACAACAGGCAGAUCGCGCUGGCGCAGGCGAACCUCAACAGCACCGACACCAACGUCCAGGAGCUGACUGAGACGUCUGACCUGGCUUCCUUUCAGGGCGUGGAGGAGCAGCAGCAGCAGUCGAGCGGCACGUCUGGUGGCGGCAGCACGGGGACGGGCACGGGUUCUUCGGGGAGCAGUACGGGUACGUUGUUUUACCGGAAGGAGUGUGACUGCUGCAAGCACAAGCACGAUUUCGAGCCCGGGCAUGAGCCUGAGCGUUACCUCGAGCCCGUCUAG
Diaporthe amygdali is the source of this 1488-nucleotide messenger RNA. RefSeq names its product acid protease. Gene Ontology annotation, biological process: proteolysis. The coding region runs from base 1 to 1488 and encodes 495 amino acids. The record is from RefSeq and is a predicted model, not a curated record. Gene Ontology annotation, molecular function: aspartic-type endopeptidase activity. The transcript has 3 exons. NCBI's taxonomy places the organism in Eukaryota, Fungi, Ascomycota, Sordariomycetes, Diaporthales, Diaporthaceae.